CUCGACGUCCUCUCCUCUUUCACUCCUCUUCCUCGUCGUCUUCAGAAGCCUCGUCAUCGUCUCCAUCCUCGUCGACAUCAUCAUCGAGCACCGCUAGGCUGCUCGGCCUAUCGAUAAGCAUCUCAUCCACCACGUCCUCAACAACAACACGACCAAACAAUGGGUAACCAGCCCUCCAAGAAGAUGAAGCGCUUCUCAUCCAAGGAGCCGUCCUCCCACACCCAUGCAGAUGACGCGCUACCUCCCCCUAUGCCCCUACCGUCAGCAGUCCACAAGGAUAAAGACAGCAAGGCCGCUUCGAACGGGGUCGACCAGGCGUCGUCAACAACAUCCAAAGAUGCCAAGGAGGGAAAGGACAGUCAGAGCUUGGGAUCCCUCCGUUCCCGCAGCCAGUCUGCAUCUCGGUCGAACGGGACAACAAACGGACAAAGUGUGGGGACGACGCGUGCCCCACCACCCCCAGCGAUAAACGUCAUCCCUACCCUCACGACCACGACAGCUGAAGCUACAUCCUCCCCACGGCCCAAGAAUGGUCCACUCAAGCGCAUGCCCUCCCCGGGACCUCCCACCGCCAGCCCACCAGGCGAUUCCCCACCUGAUGACGCUCAAUCCCCGCCUGUCGAUCCACCAACGAACCCGACGAUUCUGGCCAACGCGAACCCGAACGCACCCUUCGGCGCCUCCCUCCCUCCCUCUGCAUCCCCCAUCUCUGCCUCCUUUUCCGCUUCUUCCGUCCCUGCAUCCGCCAAUGCGAGCACCAUUGACAUCGAUGGCCUGAUCUCCCGGCUCAUUUCCACGGCAUACACAGGCAAAGUGUCCAAGUCUCUUCCCCUCAAGACAAGCGAGAUCACGAGCAUCUGCCUCGCAGCGCGCGAUAUAUUCCUCUCUCAGCCGACGCUCAUCGAACUCAGCCCCCCUGUCAAAAUUGUCGGUGAUGUUCAUGGACAGUACGCGGAUCUGAUCAGAUUGUUUGAGAUGUGCGGAUUCCCCCCCGCGGCGAACUACCUGUUCCUCGGCGACUACGUCGACAGAGGAAAGCAGAGUCUAGAAACGAUUCUCCUCCUUCUCUGCUACAAGAUCAAGUACCCAGAAAACUUUUUCAUGUUACGGGGAAACCACGAGUGCGCAAACGUGACACGGGUGUACGGCUUCUACGACGAAUGCAAGCGUCGUGCCUCGCUCAAGGUCUGGAAGACCUUUAUCGACGUGUUUAACGCACUCCCAAUCGCGUCCAUCGUAGCUUCAAAGAUCUUCUGCGUCCACGGUGGCCUCUCACCCUCGCUCAACAACAUGGACGACAUCCGUCGCAUCGCGCGGCCAACCGACGUGCCUGACUACGGUCUUUUGAACGACCUCCUCUGGUCUGAUCCGUCCGAUACCGCCCAAGACUGGGAGGAUAAUGAGCGUGGCGUGAGCUUCUGCUUUGGAAAGCGGGUCAUACAGGACUUUUUGGAGAGGUACGAUAUGGACCUCGUCUGUCGUGCGCAUAUGGUCGUCGAGGACGGAUAUGAGUUCUGGAAUGAUCGCACGCUGGUUACGGUGUUCAGCGCACCGAACUAUUGUGGAGAAUUCGACAACUACGGCGCAUGUAUGAGUGUAUCGGAAGAUCUCCUUUGCGCAUUUGAGCUGCUGAAGCCGCUCGAUGGCCCAGCCCUCAGGAAGGAGAUGACAAAGGCCAAGCGGAAGAGUACUGACUGAAGUUCGACAGUGCGAUGCCCCUGCAGAGUCCUCCCGCAACUGCAUAGCACAAGCUUGCCUGUCGAGCACGUGGUCGACAUCGUCGUCCAAAUCGCCGUCCCACGACCUGGAGCCCCAGGCUUGUGGGACGGCCUGUACUAUUAUCUAAUCUAUCGGAAGGAGCGUGUCUACCCUCCACUGUGUCGCUUCUCUCUGGCCUUUCGCCCUCUCUUCCCUCAACCCCCGAACACCUUCGCCCGCGCCCCAAUCCAAUCCAAUCCAAUCCAAUCCAAUCCAAUCCAACCCAUGCCCCCUCACCAUCCCACAAAUACAUUAACAAGCUCAUUGCGCCCGUCCUCCCCGUAUGAGGCUUGGUCAACCGCACCAUAACUCCCGCUCCCCGACUUCUUUUGUCAGGCUCCAAUACCCGAUCAUCAAUCACCGCCCUGAGCCACCGUUGCCCGAGAUCCGAUGCCGAAUUAACCUUCCGCAAAUCCGCCCCUCUGCCGGAAAAGGGCCAUCGCGCCCAGGGUCGAUAUGCUGAAUUGAAUAUUGGUGCUGAAGGGUGUUCCCAGCUCGUCUCCCCGAAUUGGUCCUUUCUCCUGGCCUGUCGCUCCCCUGUCCUCGUCGUUUUCGCGUUUUGGUCUUCUUUACACUUGUGGUGAACGGGUCCGGGUGUGUGUCAACCGAAAGAUCAAGAGCGAGGAGGCCGUUUUUCCCUCGCGCCCUUUUUGCAUAACUGCUCUUCCUCUGCCGACCGUUCCUGGUGCAUGUCAAUACUUUGCGCUUACUUACACUCUGUUUCACUCCUGUU
Molecule: messenger RNA, 2491 nt
Organism: Dacryopinax primogenitus
Lineage: Eukaryota; Fungi; Basidiomycota; Dacrymycetes; Dacrymycetales; Dacrymycetaceae
Product: phospho protein phosphatase PPZ
Exons: 4
Coding region: 160-1698 (512 amino acids)
Cellular component (GO): cytoplasm; nucleus
Molecular function (GO): protein serine/threonine phosphatase activity
Source: RefSeq, a predicted model, not a curated record